GCUAUCAGACGGUUGUGCUCUCGUCCUACCGCCACCUGGAAUAAAAGUGUUUAAACUGAAUUUGCACAAGUUCAAGUCUAGUACCGAAAAAUCGAGAAAUCAACUCCAUGAUAGUUCUAUGUGCUUAAAUUUAAUUUUCUGAAAUAAUAUCAGAGAUAUUAGCAAUUAAAACUCUACUUAAACUGCGAAGAAUAAUCAGUGCAAAGAAAAAGUAAAGGUGGAAAAACAAGAGAUCAUAUCAUUCUUAAAAAACAGGCAAUAGAGUAACUGUUGUAUUAACUCUUAAACCGGUAAACAGAAUUGCGGUUCGGGAUUUCGGUUCUGAAACUGAUUCGAUUUUCUUCUCUCGCGUAAACGUUUUUUUGGCACCCACGCGCGCUCUCUCGCUUUGCCAAUCGGCCGCUCUCUCGCGUAAUAACGUUGGGCCUACACCGCUGGCCAAAAAUUUAGCAUCAGCAGUCGCACACCGCCAUUCGCGCGCUUGCCAUAAAUUGUGAUUAACCGCAGCACAACCAAAAGCGUCAGCAAGACGAAGAUUUUUAAUUAAAUUAAGAGUGAAAAAUACCAGCAACCACAACAGCAGGAACAGCGAACGUAAACAAUCAGCGCUGGAUAUUAAAUAUUUAAAUAUUUGCUCUCUGAAAAUUGUGCGGCAUUUUAAAUUAGGACUCCACGACACAUCCGUGCGCAUAUAAAAGUGACAUAUCCUAUGUGUGUCCUGUGCCCCAGUGAUCCCGAAUAUAUGCCAUAGAUGCGGUGUGUGCCAAGCCAAAACAGCCAUAAAUAAAGCCAAGCAAACAAAUAAUUAAACGAACAAUCGGGUCAAAGUGCUUAGUUAGGCUAAAAGACCCAAAACCGACGAGGACAAUCCCCCAGUUUUCGAGCGAGGCCACACACCCUUGUCGUCGCCAUUGUCGCAUCGAAAGCAAUUAAAACGGACGUCGGCCAAAACAAAUAGCUAUCAGCUAUAAAUUUACAACGCCCCAGGAAAAUGCAUUGCAGCAAAACAAGCAAUUAAAGCAGUGCAGGCCCGCAACCACGAACCGAACCAACCUGUAGUAUCCUGCCGCCUGCUGUGCUAAAAACCUAUUUUGAAUAAUUAAAAUUCCGUAAGUGCUGCAGUCGAAGACGUCGACACAAAGGCGAAGUGGCAGUGGAAGUGGAAGUGGUUGCAAAAAAAAAAAACACAGAAAAGAAAACCCCGGUAUCCCUUCGCAACACAAUCUGCGGCCUGCAAAUUCGUGUGCAGCAAUGAAAUAAUUAAUUCAAUGCACCUGACUAAGCCGGCCAGCAGCAGAAGCAGCACAAUUGCUUACGAAUUCGAGUGCCCCAGCAACAUCGACUGCAACAACUGCAACAACAGCGACUCCGACAAAAUGGCCACCGCGGCGAGGACAAUUAGCCAGCCAGGACAUAUCCGCGAUCGGCGGCCAAGGAGCCUGCCCCACAUCCUGCUCAUGGCCAUCGCAGUGGUGUCCUUGCACUUUGAGAGUGUUUCUGCCCAGAGCCUGAUGACCAAGAACGAGCCCAUGUUCAUAUCACGUUCGGAGACAUUCAAGUUUAUCACCGGCGAGACAAUAGUCCUGCCCUGCGAAGUAGCCAACACGGAUACGUACGUUGUGGCCUGGAAGCGAGGCAUCGCUAUAUUGACCGCCGGAUCCGUGAAGGUGACGCCCGAUCCCAGGGUUCGCCUGGUCAACGGAUUCAACCUGCAGAUACGCGACGCUCUGCCAACGGAUGCCGGCGAUUAUAUCUGCCAGAUUGCCACCAUGGAUCCGCGCGAAAUCACCCACACGGUCGAGAUACUGGUGCCGCCGAGGAUUCAUCACAUUAGCACCGGCGGACAUUUGCAAGUCAAGAAGGGCUCGUCGGUGCGCAUCGAGUGCUCGGCCACGGGUAAUCCAAUGCCGAAUGUGACUUGGAGCCGCAAAAAUAAUAUUUUGCCCAACGGCGAGGAGAAACUCCACUCGCACGUUCUCUCCAUCGAGAAUGUGGAUCGGCACAAGGGCGGCGUCUACAUAUGCACUGCCAACAAUCGCGUCGGCCAGCCGGCUUCCAGCCAGGUCGUCCUCCAUGUCCUGUUUUCGCCGGAAAUCUCCGUGGAGCGUCCCGUGGUCUUCUCCGGCGAAGGACACGAGGCCACGCUGGUCUGCAUCGUCCACGGCGAAACACAGCCUGAGGUAAUUUGGUUCAAAGACACCAUGCAACUGGAUACCACGGAGCGGCACAUCAUGGAGACGCGGGGAUCGCGGCACACGCUGAUUAUACGCAAAGUGCAUCCGCAGGACUUUGGCAACUACUCCUGUGUGGCGGAGAAUCAGCUCGGCAAGGCACGCAAGACCCUCCAGCUGAGCGGAAAGCCGAACGUUGCCGUUUUUAAUUCACCGCCAAUCAGUCAGUACAAGGACAGAUACAACAUCUCCUGGGCCGUCGACUCGCACUCGCCCAUCGAGGAGUACAAGCUGUCCUUCCGCAAGCUGCCGCAAGGACACGAGGUCGUUGGCAAUGCCAUCGACUCGCCGUCCUCCUCCUCGUCGCUCUCCUCCUCCUCCUCCUCGUCCCAGAUGUACGGCUCCGGGCUACACGCGCACCGGAUUGGCAGCAACAUGGGCGGACUGUCCGGCUUGUCGGGAUUGUCUGGCACUGGCAGCUACUCCGGCUACGGCAACGUUAUGCACUGGGGCCACAACGACUGGCGCAACGUCGUCCUGCCCGCCGUUCCCGUCUCGCACCACUUCGUCCAGGGCAUGAGCUACAUGGUACGCGGCCUGGAUCCCGACGUGCACUAUGAGGCCACCGUGCAGUCCAGGAAUCGUUACGGAUGGAGCGAUUUGACCAACAGUUUUGUCUUCUCUACAUCAUCGAAUGAUAACGAGAUGAGGGAUCUGAGCGUCACCUUCUACGGCAGCGGCGCCAUCAACCGGCAGAAGCUCGGCCUUUUGGCCCUGAGUUCCGCCACUCUGGCUUUGAGCCUGCUCGUGGCCUAAUUGCGUUCGAUUUCGACCUGAGUUACGAAUUUCACCGCCGCCGCCGCGACCGCCAAUAGCAGUAAAGCGAAUCGUUUGACUUUGAUCCGGAACAGCAUACGGAAAACAGCAGACAACAGACAACAGACAGCAGCAAGUCAGCAGUCAGCAGACAGAAGACAAAGGAGUAAGGAUAAAGGAUCAAGGACUUGUGUCCUGCACAAGAACACACACACUCUAGUCGUAACUGGUAGCCUAAGAGAGGAUCCCCAUUUAGGCAUAAGCUUACGAUACAAUUACAACUACGAUUUCUCAUUGUUCGAUUCGAAUUUCUCAAGCAAAAGUUUAGUGGAUUAACCGCAACGGAAAACGGAACCAUACAACAUUAUACAUGUAACAAUCAAUGUAAAAGAGCAUGCAACUGUUCAAACUAGGACCCAUAAAGCAUAUAGACCCACUUACACCCACGCACACUCACCCACACAUUCGCCACUCGACCAUUCAAGCACCCAAACAAAAAAAAAAAAAACAGUGUACAUAGAUUUUAUUGCGUAUUCCUAGGAAUAAACUGCACCAAAGAAAUAGUCACUCGACGAGAGAAGAAAAGCCCACAUUUACAUAUAACUAGUACGUAUUCGAUUGAAUAGGAGUUGGUGUUCUUCGGAGUACUUAUGCGGAUAGUUAAUUUAAUUGAUACAUAAAUGCAUAUACUAAUUAUGGGAUAUCGAAUACGCCACUGCCGCUCGCCACACCAUGAAUUUUAGUCGAAUUUGCAGACAAACGGCAGACUUUAACUAAUUUGCAGAUGCAUUCCAAUGGCUUACAGCAGACAGCGUUUUUCUAGCUUUUUGCAAUUUGUAUGUACGUAGCAGCUAAGUAGCUUAAUUGACCGCAUAAAUGCAAUUAAAUUAGUAAACAGACGUAUUGAUUUGGUAUGUAAAUUAAUCCACACACAAAAGGGGCAGCCCGUAGCAGCUUCCAUAAGGCUAUUCGAUUCAAACUAGGUGGUAAGUGUAAAUAAAUAUGAUUGAUAUAAAGUAUGGGGCGAGAGCAGGAGCAUUAUAGAAUAAUGAAUCUCAACAGUAAUAACUAUAUAAAUACCCACACGAUGCUUAAUCUCUCCAACACCACAAGUGGUGUGGCCAAGGUUGUUUUAUGUAAAUAUAGUGCACCACAGUCAUUCGAAUCUCAUGAAAUAUGUACUUACAGUUCGAUACUCGUAUUGUUGCUUCGCAACGCAAAUGGCACCUUCUCGUUUGGUUCUCCGGCACCCUGUUUUAUAUCCAUUUUGGCAAUCCAGGACCGCAGGCCGAUCAGAAAUCGCACCUUAGAUGCAGUCGUAUGAGCUAGACCAUAAGUGAAUAUCGUAAUGAGAUUAUCGAAGGAGACGCCUAAAUAUAAAUAAAUGUAUAGGAAAAUAACUUUACUUGAUUUCCGAAUAACUCAGCCAUAUACAAGAUACGCAUUCAGCUUUUCUAGAAUUAAAUAAAUGUGGGCAAUGCGGUUAAAAAACCAAAAACGGAAAAUAGCAUAGAAAUAUAUAGUACGUGUAAUUAAUACUGCUGUCGAACGAUUGGCCACACAAAGCGAAAAGUGAACAACAGCAGAGUAUAAUUUGUGUUAAUGUGAAUGUAAAUGGAUGUGCAACAAGCGAUACAAUUAAUGCUAAAACCAAACAGCAGAUAAAAUUUAAAUCCCCCAACUUCCCGCGUCCCCCCAAAAAAAUAAAUUCCCCCCCACGAUUCCCACUAAAAGUUGCUUUGGUCCGGCGACUGGAGCCCAUCGAUGAGUUAGCUAAAUGACGAAGAAGUCGGUACUCAGUAUAUAUACACCUGAUAUAGCGAUCGAGCCGUUACUUGUAUGUGUAAUUUACAGCUUAGUUAUAGUUAUCUCAUUUUGUUAAAUGCAACAAAUACCAAAUCUACUUUAACGUAAUAAUAACACUAACCUACACCAGAACAUUUUCGGUAUUGAAUGUAUAUGUGACUAGAAACCGUAUGUGUAUGUAUAUUUGAUUAUUUUGUAAAAUUU
Molecule: messenger RNA, 4997 nt
Organism: Drosophila ficusphila
Lineage: Eukaryota; Metazoa; Arthropoda; Insecta; Diptera; Drosophilidae
Product: hemicentin-1
Exons: 12
Coding region: 1269-2987 (572 amino acids)
Biological process (GO): homophilic cell-cell adhesion; synapse organization
Cellular component (GO): plasma membrane; axon; neuronal cell body
Molecular function (GO): axon guidance receptor activity; protein binding
Source: RefSeq, a predicted model, not a curated record